Molecule: messenger RNA, 2845 nt
Organism: Trachemys scripta elegans
Lineage: Eukaryota; Metazoa; Chordata; Testudines; Emydidae
Gene: KNOP1
Product: lysine rich nucleolar protein 1
Exons: 6
Coding region: 113-1834 (573 amino acids)
Source: RefSeq, a predicted model, not a curated record
UUACCCAGAGGAGCCCGCGCCAGGCGCCGCUUUCCGCUUCCGGGUCAGAGCCACCCGGGCUCGGCGAACACGCGGAGGGGGGAGGGGAGGCGUUGCACGUGGGGUCAGCAGAAUGAUAAUAAAUGAAGAGGGAGGGAGUGUUUAUGAGGAAACAAGACAGAAAAAGAAAAAGAAAAAAGUGAAGAGCACUGGGAGCCAAACUGUCAUCAAAAUUGACGAAGACCUCCAAUCUGACACACAAGCAAAAACUAAGGUGAAGAAAAAGAAAUUCUUAGCAGAAGAGGAUUCAGAUCAGUUAAAUCUUAGUAAAAAGAAGAAAAAAGUUGGCUCCAAAUUAAAAAAAAGAGCAUAUUCUGACAGUCCUGUGACAAUAGAAAGCAAUUCAGAGUCUGAGUCGGUAAAAGAAAUAAAGGAGGAAUCUAAAGUUUUCAAAAAGAAGUCAAAGAAAGGCCAAGGUCUUUCCUUGUUACCAUUGGAGAAUAAUCAGGACAGUGAUCAAUACCUUCCAAAGAAAUACACAGUUCGUUCUCAGGAAAAUACAGUCAUUGGUAAAAAACACAGAGAGAGUAUCUCCCAGUACGCGGAGGAUGACAAUGAAGUAACCAAGAAAAAGAAGAAAAAGAAAGAGAGAGACAUUUCUUCCUUAACAGUGAUAGAAAUUCUAGACAGUGGCCAUGAAAUUUCUAAUAAAAACCUUAAAAAAAUAAAUAAAACCACUUUACAGGAAAAAGCACUUGCUGGUAAAAAACACAGAAAGGAUAUUGUCCAGAACUCUGCAGAAGAGAGUGAUAUAAUGAAGAAGAAGAAAAAAAAGAAAGACAAACAUGACUCCUUAACACUGGCAGGUAAUCAGGACAACAAUCACGGUGUUUCUGAGGAGAACCUUUCAACACGAGACUUCAGAAAAAAUCAAGAAACCAAUUCCCAGGAAAACACAUUCAUAAGAAAAAAACAAAAAGAGAACAUUGUCCAGAACUCUGAAAGAGAAGUAACCAAGAGGAAGAAAAAAAACAAAGAUUUUUCUUCCUUAACAUGUGAGGAUAAUCAGGACCAAAGUCAUGGAGUUUCUAAUAAACACCUUCCAAGGAAACAAAAAGCCAAGUCCCAGGAAAAAGCACUCGCUGGUAAAAAACACAGAGAGUAUUCUGAAGAUGACAGUCAAGUAACCAAGAAGAAAAAGAAAAAGAUUCAGAAGGAAGAGGAGGAAGUAACUGAGCCUGUAAACCUUGUGGAUGAAGAUGGGGAAAUAUCUGAAAGUGAAAAGAUGACACCAAUUAAAAGCAAUAGAAAGGACAAAAAAAAGAAAUCCAAACCAACGGAAGACCUUGCAGUGGAUAAUAUAGAUGAGGGACUUUGUGAAAAUAAUAAUGUGCACUGUGACAAUAAGGGUAAGAAAAGAAAUAAACAGGGAUCACAGAACUGUGCUGAAGAGCCAAGAUUGAAAAAGAAAAAGGUCACACUAAAAACAGAAAAUGAGGAAAUGGAAUGUAAAGAUGAUGUAACAGUGGUAGAGGAAAGGAAAGGCAACUGCGAUGAAAUAAAUAUAGACAAGGUUAGACGGCAAGCUCUGCAAGAAGAGAUUGAUAGAGAAUCUGGCAAAACGAAGGUUUUCAGAAACAAAGUGGAAUCUCAGGAUAUAAAGUUUGGCCAGUGGAGCACAGCUACUUUUGAAAGUUCAGACCAAAAAACAAAAUUCCUUAAACUGAUGGGCGGUUUUAAAAAGGGUUCUGCCUCAAGCCAGGAUCCACCAGGAACCACAGAAAAACCAAACAUGGCUCUGAACAGGAAAGGGUCUGAGGCUGCCUCAGGUCAAACUCCUCCCCUUGCUGUGUGAGUUACAGCCCUGGACUACCUCAGGCAGAGCCUCCACCCUCAUAUUGGAAUUCUCCCCCCCUCCAGCCAAGUGGCUGACUUGCCUGUCACAGCCCUGCAAUUGGCUUUAGCUCCUGCCUCGCUCUUCUCAGGCAGCAGAGGUUUCUCACUAAAAAGAAACAUCAAGCUCUGUAGAAUGCUACCGCUAGACCCACAUUCUAACUUCAACCUUCUCUUGCCAAGACAUGAAGAGUGCCAGCUGUGCUGCUGGAGACACCUUCCUUUGUUUUGCUCUGAGCAAGGCAAGAGUCAAAUUGAAGAAGCAGAGGAAGGAGUGGGAAAAAAUCUUGGCUGGUGAUUUGGUCAGCGUAGGAGGGAAACCAACAUCUGCACCGUGAGCCACAGCAAGGUUAGCCUGGGAUCUGAAAGUCAAGCUGGUUUGACGCAGGUAGCACAUCUCUACAACAAAGAUGCUGCAGGCUCUAUUACUCUUAAACCUGUGUCAUCAACUGAGGCCUUACUCUCGGGCGUGUAACCAAGAGUAUCAACUGAGGAGUUUCACAGGUUGCUUUGCCAUUGGAACAUAAUGCUGCGAUGUGAGUCAGAAUGAUGAGUCCAGUUCACUCUCCCCUACUUGGGCUGGUUCUGCAGAGCAGCAGGAGGAGCACUGCUGAGCAUGGAGACCAUCUUUAGUCACUUUCAGUAUAGAGUCACACUAUGCACCUUCCUUUCUCAUUUACUGAGGCUUGUUUCAGCAAGUGGGGUGUGUAGAAUUACUCCCCUCAGUGCUUUUCAGACUUGUAUAUUAAAAAAGAGGGCAGGAUCUGAACAUUGAUAGCCUUGUUCUGUGAGGAGCCCUACUUUAGCCCCUGCCCUAGCUAUAUGUAACUUGCACAUUCCUCAAUCUUAACUUUGCAUUUAGCAGCUGUAAUGUUUUAAGAGAUUUGUAUGUAUUUAUAAUGAAAACAUUUUAUUCUUUGUACCUAAAUUUCAUUUUACUGUAGCUUUGAAAUUAAGCAAUGGUUUUUAAUGA